Messenger RNA from Darwinula stevensoni, 3965 nucleotides. NCBI's taxonomy places the organism in Eukaryota, Metazoa, Arthropoda, Ostracoda, Podocopida, Darwinulidae. The record is from the annotation of a GenBank genome assembly.
UGGACUUUGAGAUCAGGAUCCAGCAUUCUCCCCUCUCCGGUUUCAUCUUUCACCUGGAAGAGAGAAUGCAGAUCUAAUUAAGCCCUACAUCAAUCACACAGACUUCAAACAAUAUACAGUUCAGUACAGCACUAAAUCGGGUUCACCGUUCAGUGCUAAUAAGUCAAGCAGGCUAUUCUGUAUUCCGACGUUAUCAAAAUAAUUGCCUCGAAAUAUUUCAUAAAGAACUCAUGCCUUCACUCUUGGGCGAAACUGUCUGCCAUGCUAUGAAUAUAUGGGGAAAAAAUAAUAAUCGGAACCGAACCAGACAAAAUAAACAUGAACACGAGGAUUGCAAUUUGAUACCACGUCCUUCACGGGAUGGGGAAACUUCCAAAACCUUGCAGAUACAUCUCGAGCUCAUACCACCCUAUAAUUUCAUGCCUUAUACAAUACUGUAUUUUAACAACCAAAAAAAAUUCAGGGAAUAGGGGAAAAUGUAACAUUAUGUCCUCCCGUUUGAGCCAAGCUGAAAAGAAUAAAAACUUCCAUAGUUACAUAAAAGACAUAGGCACUUAUUAUCGCCAGGUAACGAUCAGUUCAGUUGUAGCCUUGGAUGCUUUCGUUUCUCGGAAGGAAGGGCGAGUGGUGCGCAACAACGGAGGAGCAAUAAUAAAUUGAGUCAUCGUCAUUAAUUAAUGCAGUUAAUGACAGGACGCAAUUUCACUCCAAGGCCCAAUCGUGCAGAGGGAAAAGGAAAAGACGGAAAACCCAGUGUGUGUAAGCUAGCCGAGAUCGGUAUAACCGAUGUGAUCUAUUCUCGUCUCUCCGUGUAUCCGUGCAUCUACAGGGCCAAAUGCACUAUAGGCCGAGACCACGAGGAGGAAAAUAAACUAUCGCUUGCAGUCGCACAGAGCCUUGGAGUAGCUUAGAUGCGGAAGGAGGAGAGAGCAAGACCCGUUCCCUUCCUUAAGAUCCGCCUCUGACAAGUGGUUUUUUCUUCCCCUGAGGAUAAGAAUCCCAGUGUGUGCACUGUCUCCUGGCUAUACAUGUUCUCCGAAGCCAAGUCCUCUCCCUCCUUACUGGUCAGUUCUUCCCUCGCGUCUACAUGCGGCUCCGUUUUCCGUUCUCCUUCCACGGCGGACAGAUGCAAGGACGACGAACGGAUGAGUGAUUGUGUAUUCGGGGAAAUCCCGUCUCUGCCAUUGGAGUCCCGAUAGGGAAGCGGAUGGGAAAAACCCCCGAGGGGAAGCGUGAAAUCGACUAGACUAUGUGAAUGAUGGCGACCUUCGCGCACUAUGUGAUCUGUGUCCUCUCUCUCUUGUUAUUACCGGGUGGAUGGGCGAGGGACGAACCGGAAUGUUGCCCGGGCCAGGACCAGUAUUUAGUGUACGAUCGAGAGACGAACGUGACCGAGUGCCACAUACGUGCCACCAAUAGGACGAUUGGACCUCCUUUCUUGCCAGACUGCGAAACAGAGGUCAAACUAGUCCUAGACCAACCUGACCCUAGCCUCCUUGCCAUUACUCCUCGUUGCCGUGAUGAACUCCUCGAGGAGGACGGAACCUUCGUCAACGCUUUCCUCUUCUGCCCCUCCUCCGGGUUUGGAACUGAUCCUCCUGACCUUGAGCAAGGAGGGUCAAAAAUCCUCGUCCGAAAAUGCUGUCCUUUGGAAGAGGGCUAUGACCUGCGCCAGCAAGAAUGCGUCCCCCGUCCCUUCUCCUGGUGGCUCCCGGUCUUACACCCAGAGACAAGGGAAGUUCGAAAUCUGUCUUCAGAUAAUUAUCAACUCAAUAUCGACGACCUGUCUUCUAUUCCUUGUGCCAAAUAUAUGCUGACUCCAAAGAAAGAUCCUCGGGAGACAUAUCAUGUGCUUCGUAACACGGGGCACCUCUACAUCCAAGCCUUAAAUUCCACAUAUUCUCCUGAAGAGUUCUGCCUCGAUCACGGUCGUAUUGAUAAUGAAUCUUGGAUCGACCUAGCUCGCAUCUGUCACCCUAAGGAGAAGAAGAUCCUAGCGGACUGCAAGGGGAAAGUGUGUGUUCAAAAAUGCUGUGUCCAGACGGAUUACUUGCACGAGUCCGGAGUGGGACCCCCUCGAUGCAGUCCAGCUGAAAGGCUCUGGGAUUCCAAGAAAAUUUUCCAUUCUCAUCCUCCUGCAGAAGAAGUCCACGUGAUCACGAAUUUCCCCUUAUGUCCCGGAAUGACGGGGAGGGGAAUUCCAUUACGGCCGACCAAUAAUCCAAAAGAUAAAUUCUAUUUGACCGAGAGUGGAGGAUUGAUGGUCGAGAAAUACAAGAUGGUUGUCGAUGUCCCCAGAUAUUGCGUCGAUGAUAUAGGGGCAAGCAGCGGGACAUUAGACCCCAUAGCCAUUGUCUGCUUCCCUGAAGGCUCUAAUGUAAAGGAUAAGGCGAGGGAAGUCAUUUACAUAAUUUAUUCCGUGCUCCUCGUUCUGUCGGCCACGUUCCUCCUCUUAACUUUCCUACUCUAUCUGAUUUUACCCGAACGGAAAAGCCUCCACGGGAAGACACUUCUAUGCUACGUGGGCUGCCUCCUGGUGGCCAGCAUUGCCCUCUCCGUCGCCCAAAUCGGCUCCGACAACGGCAUCUCCAAUUCCGUCUGCCUCGCUGCCGCCUUGGUGACCUUCUUCUUCUACCUCUCUGCAUUCUUCUGGCUCAACGUCAUGAGUUUCGACAUCUGGUGGAAUCUCAGGUGCGACAAUAAUUUUUUUUCUUGAAUUCCAGCUCGUGCAUCAUCGACAAGAUGAUCAUAUUUAUUUUGACUUCAGCCAUAAUUGCCAGCUGCCUGCCCACUAAAUUUCCCUCCACUCCAUCUCUCUUUUUCUUUCAUGUUGAAUGCAGUGACCUGAAAACACACUCACGCGGUCGAGGGCACGAGAGGAAGAAGUUGAUUCGCUAUAGCCUAUAUGCUUUUGGUGUUCCGGCAUGCAUUGUCUUAAUAGCCUGUGUCGUGGAAUUCGCCCCCAACAUUCCGCCUCAUAUCAUCAAGCCAGGAUUCGACCCUGCCAAACGAUGUUGGCUCUAUGGUACGUAACCCCUUCUGAGUCAUACAUGACGUGCCCGGGUCACACUUAUUGCUACAUACUCAAAGAAAAGUGUUCCAAAGUUGGCAAAACUUGAUUUCUUGUCGUACAAGAUCUCCAUGGUAAAGGGUUAUUUUCUUUUAUUUGAACCAAAGUAGCAUUGCAUUAAUGCAUAAGAAUAUGACCGAAGGCAGAAGGCUACCAAUUCGAUGUCCGUUCAUUCAAUGUCUAGAUCAUGCUGGGACCAUCUUAUACUUUUAUGGGCCAAUUGCCUUGCUCCUGGUUGCAAAUGCCAUUUUCUUCGCCCUUACGAGUCGUUAUUUGAUUCAGCAUGCCAAAGACACUGCUCAUCUGACCCGCAGCCAAGAUCAGAAACAGAAGUUUCUGGUGUACAUAAAGCUGUUUGUGGUGAUGGGAGUGAGUUGGCUGAUGGAGGUGAUCAGCUUCCUUCUCGAAGAGCCAAAAGAGGCUUUUAUCCUCACAGAUAUCAUCAACAUUCUGCAAGGAGUCUUCAUCUUCCUUAUCUUCAUUUGCAAGAAGAAAACGAUCAAAUUCCUGAAGAAAAAAGCUGGUGAUUGGUUCUCUCGACACGACAGCAUAGAGAAGAUGUCUAUGGGGACAACAAAAUUUGGGACGGGUCGAGGUCAUCCGCACUUUGAUUCAAAGUCCACAGCCGAGUCCAAAGGUCCCGAUCACGACGUCAGUGAGGCUUACACCUCAACACUUGACAAUAGUGAAGUCUCUGAAGUUGGUCCAGGGGGAAAGAAGAGAACUACCAACAGGAGUGAUAGCUCACGCACCAAGAGCACUGACAUCUCUGAGACUUCCACUUGAAAGAGUAGACGGCCAUUACUUCUGAUCUCUGACAGUCUAUUCGCUUCAUUAUAUCAAUUUUAAAAAGUCAUGUGAAAGGUAUAAAAUAAAAGUUUCAAUCUACUCAAAA